This is a messenger RNA of Spodoptera exigua (beet armyworm), 1605 nucleotides long. The record is from the annotation of a GenBank genome assembly. Lineage: Eukaryota; Metazoa; Arthropoda; Insecta; Lepidoptera; Noctuidae.
AUGCGGCGCGUCGAGCAUUUGUUGUACAUUGCAGCUGCAGACCGCAUCACCACUCGCAUAAACACAAACGUCCAGAGUCCAAUGCUGGUGGUGGAGCUGAACCUGGACAGAAUAGAAGGCACACAGCUCCGCGCGCUGGGCCUGCUCGCCGUGUACGGGUUCAACGUGACGUACGAGGUGCGGGCGGCCGCGCAGGCGCCGGGGCCCACCUCCUGCAGCGCCAUCGAGUGCCGCCUGCUGGGACACUGCUAUGCCAGCCAUGAUUAUCAGAUGGCAUACGAGCACAUGGAUUACCUGAUGGUAAGCAAUCGGCGUCGCCCAUGGACACCCGCAACAAAGAAGGAGUUACGAGAGCGUUGCCGACCUUUUAAGGAUUGGGAUUUUGGGACUGGGAAGGGAUUGGGACAGAUGGGUCAGGCCACCGUCAGCUGUAUCUGCGCGCUCGGCUACACGGGGGACCUGUGCGAGGCCCAAGUAGCACCGCCUGACUUGACAUAUAUACCAACGACCAGAAGUGUUGGAGGGGUCAUACUUCAUACUUACUUGUAUGGCGUACGAUCCCCGUACAUUACGUUCACAUGGUACAAAGAUGGCGUCCAAAUCAACUUCAAUGGUAAUGGUACAACUACAAGAGAUAUUUGGACGAGAACAGCUGUAGAAGACGCACUCGGCCGUCGUUUGUCAGUGCUAGGUGUAACAGAGGCGGAGAGAUUAGAUAGUGGGAAGUGGUCCGGUGCUGCAGACGAUGCUGGCAGGAGACGCUGCAGGGCGUUGAGACUGACAGUGCUGAGACCUCCUGAGAUACACUUGGUCCCGUCCACAUUGACUGUUAAUAAAGGUGACAAUGUAAGUAUAACCUGUCUGGCUGGAACUGCAAGAGUACAUGGUGCAGCUGGAUUUAGUUGGGCAAAAGAGAGAACUCUGCUACCCAUGGUGGACAGUUAUAGAGGUCUGGGAGGAUUUAUAUCCAGCAGGCAGUGUGCUAAAGCUUUACAAUGUACAGAAUUCCAAUGUGUUUCUUUGUCAAGUGCGUCUGUGGCUGGCACAAACGCUAAAGCUGUAACCAUGUGGGCUCUGGGAACUGGGAACGUGGCGUGUGAGAAUGAAACUUCCCAUGGCAUUCGCUGGCCGAGGACCGCUCCUGGAGCACACGCUACUUCUUCCUGUCCAGCAGGAUACAGCGGUUAUAAUAAAAAGUUGUCAGUGUACUUAGAGACAAUUCUUUAUUUCUUUAUUUCUUGCUUUGCAGAUGAACCACAAGCUGCCGCCCGACAGACGCGAGAUAGCUGUAAAAUCUGCACCCAAUCAACUCCCGACGAAGUAAACACAGUACCACGUCCUAUCAAGAGCUGCCUCAAGAAGCGUUCGCACCAGCUGUCGUGGAGUACCUCACUGCCGUCCAUCCACCACGAAAGCAACGAGCAGAACAACUCCCACCUACAGCUAGUGGACACACAGUCCCAAACCCCGAGCACGCACACCACAUUCACACAGACAGACAAAGUGCUGCACAAGAUAUCCCACGACCUGGACUUCCUGCUCAACAGGACGCCCAGUCGCGUCGCGGACAACUGUCCGCAACAGAUAGAGGAAGCACCCACUUAG